Messenger RNA from Anastrepha ludens (Mexican fruit fly), 4030 nucleotides. RefSeq names its product tubulin-specific chaperone D (gene TBCD). The record is from RefSeq and is a predicted model, not a curated record. The transcript is spliced from 8 exons. Lineage: Eukaryota; Metazoa; Arthropoda; Insecta; Diptera; Tephritidae. Gene Ontology annotation, cellular component: lateral plasma membrane. Gene Ontology annotation, molecular function: GTPase activator activity; beta-tubulin binding. The coding region runs from base 210 to 3863 and encodes 1217 amino acids. Gene Ontology annotation, biological process: microtubule cytoskeleton organization; tubulin complex assembly; bicellular tight junction assembly.
GUGUAUUAGAAUGUGUCAUCUGGUUUAGGAACGGUUGUAAAUGAAAAAUAGUCAACAAAACUCAACAUGCAAAGCAACAACAAAGCAAGUCAAUAAUUUAAUGUUGAUCUGAAAAACACUAUAAUCACACUCAGUAACCUGCUGUUAAAAAAACUAUAAAAAUCAUCCAAAAUUUUUAAGUAAAAUAGUAAAAUAAAAACUGUCUAAUAAUGAUGCAAUGCGAAGAACUGAAGGACGAUGAAGGUCCCUCGAAUACGUUGGAACAAUUCACGGAAUUGGAGCAAGUACUCGAAAUGAUCGAUACAAUGAAGGACUGUGAUGCGCCGGGCUUUGAAAAAGAAUACGAGCAGUACACAGAAGUUUUGUCGAGAUACCAAGAACAGCCACAUUUGCUCGAUCCUCAUUUGAACGUGUUGUUGGAGCGGCUUCUGGAGAGAGUUCGCAAUCGGGCGUUGCCAGAAGGAACUGUACAUGCCGCCUUCAAAUAUUUGUAUAUUAUUAGUAAAGUACGUACUUAUAAGGUGUUGGUGAAGUUUUUGCCACAUGAGCUGACUGACUUGGAAUUCGCAUUAGAUCUGCUCGAGCGUCAAAAUCCAAAUGAAUAUAAUCAUUGGGAGACGCGUUAUGUGCUGUUGCUUUGGAUGUCGAUAUUGGUAUUGAAUCCUUUUCAUAUGUCACGUUUGGAUGCAUACACCACAUCCAAAAGCGAGUCAAACACAGCUGGUAACUGUGUUGGCUCCACAAAAAUGUUGAAUCAUACGCAGAACAAAUCGAAAAUGGAACGUAUUUUUGAUCUCUGUCAGCUAUAUUCCGCUACAAAUGACACGUGUAGUAAUAUUGCUGCUUAUUUGGCAGCAAAGUAUUUAGUGCGCGCAGAUAUCAAAGAUGUCUACUUGGAGCGUUAUUUGGAUUGGGUGAUGGACCAACAUCAAUCAGAGUCUAGUGAUGCAAAAUUCGGUGAAUUAGCUGCUGUUGCAGACAUUUUGAAGCACGGUAAACGCGAAGAUUUGCUGCCAUACGCCGACAAAUUGCUCCAUUGGAUCGUUAGCUUACAGUAUAAGGAGAGCAAUGACUUUUUAAAAUACAAAAGCUACAUAAAGAUUGUACAGCGCAUAGGUUUGGUAUACUUAAAGCCGAGAUUGGCUGGUUGGCGCUACAAGCGGGGUACUCGUUCGUUGGCAAUGAAUCUGAAUAAGAAUACCAACACCGCCACUGAGGAAAGUGCUGGCAGAAAUGACAAUGAUCCUGAGAGUGAAAAAGAUGAUGGGGAAGAAAUCGUUGUGCCCGAUGCUAUUGAGGAGGUCAUUGAGGAAUUGUUGCAGGCACUACGUAGCGGUGGCAGUGAUAUUCGUUGGAGCGCUGCUAAAGGUAUAGGGCGUGUCACCAACCGUCUCAGCAAGGAGCUAGCUGACGAAGUAAUUGGCUCAGUCAUUGACAUACUAAAUCCACUAGAGCCGCACGAGGCAUGGCAUGGUGCUUGUUUAGCGUUGGCUGAGUUGGCAAAGCGCGGACUGCUUUUGCCACAUCGCUUGCGUACGCUGGUGCCACUGUUGAUGCAAGCACUCUUUUACGAUGAAAUGAAGGGUUAUAUGUCGGUAGGCCAGCAUAUACGCGACGCUGCAUGCUAUAUGUGCUGGGCAUUUGCGCGCUCAUACAAUCCAGAGGAUUUUCAACCUUUCGUAGAACAAAUAUCUUCUGGUCUGUUGACAGUAGCUGUUUUCGAUCGUGAAAUAAAUUGCCGAAGAGCCGCUGCAGCUGCAUUCCAAGAAAGUGUCGGCCGUCUAGGCAAUUUUCCACAUGGUAUAGAAAUUUCGACAGAAACUGAUUUCUUUUCAGUGGGUUUGCGACAAAAUGCUUACCUGAAUGUAGCUGAUUUUAUUUCACAAUUUGAAGAGUACCAAAAACCGUUGAUCGAUCAUUUGAUAGAAAGAAAAGUGAAUCAUUGGGACACAACAAUACGCGAAUUGACUGCGAAGGCUUUGCACAAACUGACAUUCCGUGCGCCCGAGUUCAUGUCCACUGUAGUUUUGGGGCAACUUUUUAGCAAGUCAGAUUCUAUUGAUGUCAAUAUGCGACAUGGCACUGUCUUGGCCAUUGGUGAGAUCACGUUGGCGCUGAGCAAGAUCGAAAAGAAAGAGGAAGAGAUGGCAAGCAAAAAAUUACUGUCGAAUCAGCUGUUAACCGAUCUCAAUGAGUUGUUACCCAAGUAUGUUCUACGCGACUCGUUUCGCGGUAUGAGCGGCGAAAUAAUGAAGCACUGUUGUACCGAUUUUAUAAAGAAUUGCAGCAUGGCGCGCAUCGAAACAUCAAUCACUUGUCUGGAAUCUUGGCAGUAUAUAGUGGACAAAUGUUUGCUAAAUAAAGCUGCAGCCAUACGCGAGGGCGCUACAGCUGCGUUCGCCGAGCUUUGUCGAUCCUAUUAUAACGGUGAACAUCGUGCAGCUGGAAACGCUGAUAUUAUACGUGGAUAUCUAAGGGGCGUUGACAACAGCUUGGAAGAGCACAUACGUAUGGGCUAUAUAAGCGCUUUGGGGGUGUUGCCUGAUUUUAUGAUUAUACCACAUUUAAAUGAUAUACUUGAAAGUCUGAUCAAAUACUCACUCACUCCAACACAAGCGACUAUUGCGACUGGCGAGAUGUUAAACCAACACGAAACCCUGGCAACGGGCACUUGGAGUGAGGCGAGGCGUGAUAGUGUCAAGGCACUCAGCACUGUGGUGCAGACUUUGGGUUUCGGUAGAGAGAGCACGGUUUCAUUUGGCAAUCCGCAGUACUUUAACAAAGUCGUGAACUGCCUGCUGAAGGCCUUGGAUGAAUACACAUUAGAUAAUCGUGGUGAUAUUGGCGCUUGGGUGCGUGAAGCCGCAAUGAAUGCGCUCUUCCAAAUAAUCACAACAUGCCCAAAGGAAUUACUGCAGCCGGAGCAAGUGCAUCAAAUUAUACUUGGCUUCACGCAACAAGCUGUUGAGAAAAUAGAUCGUACACGCGGCCUCGCCGGACGGCUACUCUCUCGUAUAAUUACCACUACUCCUCCUAUACCACACAUUCGCCAACAUGAACGCUUGCUGGAAGUGUUCCCUGAAGAUUUUAAUAGCGUGUUGUGGCUCUUUGCCGAUCAGACAUUCCCGCUGUUUUGUUCCCUACUUGAGUUGCCCGACUACUCUCGCAGAGUGCUGCUCGGGUUGAGCGCAAGCAUUGGACAGUUGACUGAAUCCUUGAUAAAAUACUCUUCGGUAGCAUUAUUUGAAUUCCUACGCACACAUCCUGCAGAAGUGCCACGUUUGUGUAAGGAAGUUGUCAUCAAUUUCCAAGAGAAUGUCUUGAAUGAGCGUGUCACCUACCCUAUGCUAAACUUCUUAGAUAUAUUAAUAAGCUCAGGCACCAUAAACGAUGUGCUAUUGGAUGACUCAAAUACGUUUGGUGAAGAUAUCUACCGCUUGCUGAACCUCGAAAUUAAAGGCCACAAAAAACUCUACAAAUUAGUAUCGAGCAUAAGUGUCUAUAGCCAGCUGGUGCAAGUGCCGAAUAUUUGCAAGCGUAUACUGUCUAAAAUGUCCAUAUUCCUCGGCCUCACGCAUGUGCAUGUGCGCAAAACGAGUGCCACUAAAUUAUACGAAGCGCUAGCGCUGCAUGGUGAUGCUUGUAACAUUCCCGAAGAGAAUAUGGAUGAGAUAUUGAAUUUAUUAUCUGAGACAGAUUGGGGUUUGCCUCUGAUUACAGUGCGUCCCAUACGUAAUAAGUUAUGUGCACUGAUGGGGAUAAAACCGCCAGUGAGUGGUGUUGCGAGCGCAAACACUGAACAGAUUGUUGUUAUUCCUGAAGUGAAUGCAGGUCUAAAUGCUACGGUGCGCAUUUUAAAUUAAACUUUUCCUUAUAAAAAAACUAACCUUGUUUGCAAAGUAUUUUAACAUUUAACACAUAACAUAAACCGAGUGAAGUUUUAUUAAUGGACUGCACAAUAAGCUAUCGAAUUCUGCUUAUUGUUCGAAAUUGAUUUGAAUGCGUUGCUUUGGAAUAAUUAUGAGCUGCC